AUGGCCCUCGUCGAUCCCCACGCCAGGCCAGUCGCAUCGCUCGCCGUCUUGUUCUCCGCAUGGAAGGCCUUCCUCCUGGCCAUCGCGCUGGCCGCGUCCGCCGCGCCGGACUAUGACACGUCCACGUCGCUCUUCUUCCACAACCUGUACUCCAGCACCACCCCUGUCCCCGUCCUCGCCCGCACGCUCACCCGUUGGGAUGCCCUCUACUACGUCCAUGCCGCCCGCCUGGGGGGCAAGCUCUACGAGCAGGAGUGGGCCUUCAGCACCGCGCUGUCCGCCCUCAUCGCCAAGCUCCGUCACGGGCUCUGCUCGACGGUUGUCUGCCGCGACGAUUCGAUCGUCGAGCCUCUCCUGGGCAUCCUCGUCUCUCACGUGUCGCACCUGAUCAGCGUCGUGGCCCUCUACCAGCUCACGUCGCUCCUCUCCAGGGACCGUCGCUUCGCCUUUGUCGCUUCAGUGCUCCACAUCGUCUCACCCGCGGGACUCUUCCUCUCCUCGCCCUACGCUGAAGCCACGUUCGCCUGCCUGUCCUUUGUGGCCAGCUGCCUUUUCGCCCUGAGCUAUGCCCAGUCGGACAGCAGCGGGCGAAACGUCCACGUUCUGAGCGCGGGGGCCGUGUUCGGGCUCGCCACGAGGUUUCGGAGCAAUGGCCUCGCAAACGGGGGCCUCUUCGCCGUGGAGGCUCUGCGGUGCGCGUACGCAUUCCUGCAGAGCCCCUCGCUCUCCUCCCUCCUGACCAUCAUCUCCCCCGUGAUCGGCGGCUUGCUCGUCGCCUCAGGAUCCAUCGUGCCUCAGGCCAGGGCAUGGAGCAUAUACUGCAGCCCUGAGAACGGGUUCGACCCAAGGCCAUGGUGCUCUAAUACGAUCCCUAGCAUCUACAGCUUUGUCCAGGAGCAUUACUGGAACGUGGGAUUCCUGAGAUACUGGACGCCGAACCAGAUCCCACUCUUCCUCCUUGCUGCGCCGGUCCUCUACCUCCUAAUCGCAUCGGGAGUCAAGCUAGUCCGCGACCCUUGGCUUGUUUCCCCCGGCGAGAAUCCCCAGUUUCGCGUGUUCGUCCAGGUCCUCGCCGCCAGCCAGGCCUUUGUCGCCGUGCUCGCCAUCACCUCGUACCACGUGCAGAUUAUCAACAGGAUCUCAUCGGGCUACAUCCCCUGGUAUUGGUGGAUUGCGAGGUGCUUGAUGGACAAACAAACCCAGAAGUUUGGAUGGGGAGUGACCGUAUUCAUGGUCAUGUACGCUGGCAUCCAAGGCAUCUUGUAUGCCUCGUUUUUACCUCCUGCAUAA
This is a messenger RNA of Clonostachys rhizophaga, 1290 nucleotides long. The record is from the annotation of a GenBank genome assembly. Lineage: Eukaryota; Fungi; Ascomycota; Sordariomycetes; Hypocreales; Bionectriaceae.